AUGCACAUAUCAAAGAUACAGAGGCAGUGGGAGCGGUCCAUCAAUCAAGCAAUGAAGGAGAAGCGGGAUGCAAACGGGCUUGCGAUACUUGCUGGAGUCAGUGGAGUGUAUGUGCUAGACAUUGAUGUGGCUGCAAAAGGGGGGAAGCGACCAGGGACAGAGCUCUGGCAGCAACUUGUUGAGAUCCACGGAGAGCCGGAGACACUGAACGCAAGGACCGGCUCUGGUGGGUUGCACUUGUACUUCAAGCUCGACUCUCCAGGUCUCAAGUGGAGACGAAAUUUUCAAGGUCUCAAGGUCGACGACAAGACUUUUGGCGUUGAUGGAAGAGGAAUCGGUGGUGUUGUGUUCGCUUCACCAACGAGCUACUUGAAUGCUCAUGGCAAGCUUGCAACAUACUAUGAGUGGAUAAAUGGACCUCCCAGCUAUGAAGCGUGCCAAGUUAUGCCCAUUUGGCUCGCAGAAUUGGUCAACAAUCAUGCAGGUCAUAGUACCGGUGCGGCAACAAUUGAUGAGGAGGAGGGUGGCGAGGUUUCGGGAGCAAGAAUUGAUGCAACCAUGCCAGGACGUGUGGAAAGUCCAAGCUUCAAGCAAGAUCGCUCGAGCCCAAGUUUGGAACCGCCACACGGCAGGGAGCUCUUGAUGGCAGAACUCUCAAAAUUGCUGUCAGAGAAGGCCGGCGAUUCAACAAGCACGUACGCAGGGUCGUUACCACACGGCCUGUACGGGACAUACUAUUGCUACCGGACGCAUGGGCCUCGACGGUGCUUCUUUGGCCAUAUGCACUCGGGGAGCAACAACUUCAAUCUGCUCAAGAGGGAACUGCAUGUAUACUACCGCUGCCAUGGAGACGAGUGCUCGCACAAGCCCGUCAAAAAGUUGGGGGUCUUGGAGAACUUGAAGGCCGCCUUGCAAGAUGCUACCGCAGAUCCCGUGGAUCCUCACGACGACAUGCGAGUUGUCACUCAGUACACAAGGGGGACGCGAGAUGUGCAGGAUUUGCUGCUCAAGAUUGUGAUUGAGCACGCCGCUCCUCAAGCGUACGCCUAUCUCGGGCGCCUCUUUGCAUAUAUGUAUUUGAUCGAAGGGCGAAUUCUGGUGACCACGAACGAAGCAGAAAGGAGUCGAGAUCAGCUCUUUUUUGUCUGGGACGGGACAUCGUGGGUACAGGACACCUCGAACCUGGUUUCGAGCGUCUUUACAUGUCAGAUGGGUUGUCUCUUGGCAUGGUUUGACAGGCAGAGAGAGAGGUGUUUGGGCACUUUGUACGCCAGCCGUUCCGAGUUAGAGGGGUUUGUGGUUGACGGUGUCCCUAAGCCUCUCGAUCCCAAUCUAGUCAAUCCCAAGCAGAUGAGGAAGAUCAGGAUGGCCAUGGAGACGCCGGACUUUCCAAGCGAUGACACCGCUCUCAUUCGACGGCUUGUGUUGCUCAUGUUCAACUACACGUUCAAGAAUCCCCACGAGCUCGAUGCAACGAACAAGAUGCACAGGCCCAUCGAUGUAACCCUGAAGCCAUAUUUCGAAUCGGAUGAAGGAGCAGCGGACACUCUAGACUUUUGCGUUCAGGGGGCGAUCAUGUACUACGCAAAGAGGGCACUAGCUCCCGCCUCAAAGGUUCUCUCGCCAGUCCCCGAGGAGUUCUCCGCGGCUGUAAGGGAGUACGCUUCAGAGAACGACAAGCUUCAAUUUUUCAUAGACGAGGCUUGCACUACUAAGGAAACGGCCGAGGGAGAGGCGGCAAGCGUCACCAGGAUCGAGUUUGUCGAGGCCUUCACAAACUUUCUGUACUCAAGUGGGCAUGAUGUGGCAUUGGCGGGGGACGGUUUGACAAGAGCGAUGCGAUUGAAAGGAUUCCCACAAGAGCGGGGAAAAGCCAUCUUGAUUCGAACGAUCGACGGUAAGAAGCGGCUUAGAGGUUUCUUUGGGAUUCGUUUGAAGACCAAGGAGGAGCUAGGGCGGACGGAUGCGCAAGGGAACCUCCCAUAG
Klebsormidium nitens is the source of this 1986-nucleotide messenger RNA. The record is from the annotation of a GenBank genome assembly. NCBI's taxonomy places the organism in Eukaryota, Viridiplantae, Streptophyta, Klebsormidiophyceae, Klebsormidiales, Klebsormidiaceae.